UUCUAAUUUUCUAAGCAGUGUGAGCCUGACAAUUUCUCCCGGCCUUCCGAAACCCAAUCGGCAAUCGUAUGCACAGUAAAAAACAUGGCCUCGAAGGAUGGAGUGAGUGAAGCGGAAGAGUUUGUGUACAGGAUUAGCACCAUUAAGGAAUGGGAAGAGUUGCAGAAAACUGGUUCUCUGUACGGCGGAGAACUUGACAAGUCUUCUGGUUUCAUCCAUCUCAGCAAACGCCAUCAGGUACAGUCAACAUUGCAGAAUUUUUUCUUGAACACUAAGGAGGAGUUGUACUUGCUUCAAAUUGAUGCUAAGACGCUUGGUGAUGGAUUGGUAUAUGAAGUUGUGGAUGGUUCCAAUAGCUUCCCUCAUUUUUAUGGCCCAUCCCGAAGUUUCAGUCCUCUCCCCUCACAUGCGGUCAUGAAAGCAGAGAAGCUGUCUCUGUCAGGUGGCCAGUUCAUAUGUAGUUUGCUGGAGUAAGCAGUUCUGCUAACUUCCUACCAUCAUUUAUUUAUGUUUUGUGCCGAGUAUAGAGGCUUCGAGUUCAGGGAUUCAUGUUAAAACUGUUGUGUAUUUCUGCGACUGGUUACCGAAUGUAAUAGUUGGUGAGACUUCAAGUAGCAGUUGAACUCGAAGUUCCACUAUUGUGCCACAUCGUGUAACGACUCUUGAUACACUAUUAUUUAACAAGGAUAAAUUAAUAUGUAUUAAAUUUCUUCCCUA
Molecule: messenger RNA, 717 nt
Organism: Carya illinoinensis
Lineage: Eukaryota; Viridiplantae; Streptophyta; Magnoliopsida; Fagales; Juglandaceae
Exons: 3
Coding region: 85-474 (129 amino acids)
Source: RefSeq, a predicted model, not a curated record